UCAAAUAAAUUUUACUUCACUUGACAUGCAGUCCCAUAUACUUAUGCACAUUGGUGGCCUCAGCGAACUCUGAAAAUUUGGAGUUGGCCUUACGGUCAACUUAACUCUUCUGUAGACUUUAUUACGAGCUGUUAUCUAAUCUGAUUAGCAGAGACUUUGUUCUACUGAGACUUGACUUUUGCAUUGAUUUUUUCGAGUGUCCCCAAACUGGUUUUUCAGGUAUUUGAUGUUAUCCUGUCUGUCUUUAGAGAUGCCAUUUCUGUACUUAAGCCCCAACAUGUGCAGCCUCUGCAGUGAGACACGUAAAUGCCCAGGGUGGCGGGGCACCUGCCACAGGUUUCCCUGAGCACCCGGCUCUCCACAUAUGGAAGUGAGCAGCAGCGUCGCCAUGUUGGUGCCAGACAUUGGGGAACAGGAAGCUAUAUUGACGGCCGACACUGUCAUCAGUUCUUCACUGGAAAUUGAUGGACAGAGUUCAGCUAAAACAGAUCCAUUAAUCCAUGUUAUCCAGAAGUUGAGCAAGAUAGUGGAACAUGAAAAGUCACAAAAAUGCCUUUUGAUUGGGAAGAAGCGCUCACGUCCAAGUGCUGGGGCGAGCUCUCCGGAAGCCCAGGAGCUCGGGGAGAUCCCAGCCAAAGGAGCCCCGCCCCCUGUGGCUGACCGAAGGGCCGAGCCGGCGCAGAUGCCUUCCAGCCCGGACCCUCUCGCCCAGAACGACGGGAAAGCUAUGUCAUACCAGUGCAGCCUGUGCAAGUUCCUGUCCCCGUCUUUCUCUGUGCUCAAGGACCACAUCAAGCAGCACGGCCAGCAGAACGAAGUGAUCCUGAUGUGCUCCGAGUGCCACGUCACCUCCAAAAGCCAAGAGGAGCUGGAAGCCCACGUGGUGAAUGACCACGAAAACUUCGCCAACGGCCCGGUUCCGCCCAGAGCCGAGCCCUGCGUGGGCCCCUCCGGCGCUGUGUGCCUGAGGCCCGCCGAGCGGAAGCAGGAAGGCACCCCCGACCUCCCCGUCAGCCUGCGUGCUCCACAGGCGCACGCCGUCCCCGCCGCUUCCGAGAAGGACAGGGGGAGGAGGAAGUGGUACGCCUACGAGCAGUACGGCAUGUACCGGUGCCUGUUCUGUAGCUACACGUGCGGGCAGCAGCGAAUGUUGAAGACGCACGCUUGGAAGCAUGCCGGGGAGGUGGACUGCUCCUACCCGAUAUUUGAAAAUGAGAACGAGCCCCUGGGCCUGCUGGGCUCCUCAGUGGCCACUGCGCCUGGUGGGGUCGACGCCGUGGUCAUCGCCAUCGGAGAGAACGAGCUGAGCAUCCACAACGGGCCGGCGGUACAGGUUCAGAUCUGCAGCUCGGAGCCUCUGUCCUCGGCGUCGGCCCUGCCGGGUGCGUGUCGAGACAGGGGCCUCCGCGGGGCGGUGGCCCUCGGGCCCCACGAGGAGGACGUGCUGGAGGUGAUCUCCGACGCGGAGGAGAGCCUGAUGGCGGACAGCCUCCUCUCGUCGGCACAGAAGAUCAUCAGCAGCAGCCCCAACAAGAAGGGCCACGUGAACGUGAUCGUGGAGCGUCUGCCCGGCGCCGAGGAGACCGUGCUGCAGAAGCCUUUCCUUGUGAACGCCGCGCUGGAGGAGGGGGGCCUCCCGGCCGCUGCAGGGCCCCCGGCAGGCUGCGAGGGGGGAGAGGAGGCCUAUCGUGCCGACCAGUGCACCGUCGACAUCGGGGGCCUGAUCAUAGGCUGGAGCAACACGGAGAAGAAGGAGAGCGAGCUGAUCCACCCGGGACUGGCCCCCGAUGAGAACGCGCCCCCGGGCCGAAGGAGGACCAAUUCCGAGUCCCUGCGGCUGCACUCGCUGGCGGCAGAAGCCCUGGUCACAAUGCCCAUCAGAGCCGCCGAGCUCACGAGAGCCAACCUGGGGCACUACGGCAACGUCAGCCUCUUAGACCCGGACACCGGGCAGAGGCAGGUGGACAGCACCUUGGCAGCCUAUUCUAAAAUGAUGUCACCCCUUAAAAACUCCUCCAGCGCAUUAGCGAGCUUUAACCAAAGCAGCUGCCCCUUGGUGGCGCUCCCGGAGGGCAGGCAGGAGCUGUCUGACGGGCAGGCGAAGACGGGCAUCAGCGUGUCCUUGCUCACCGUCAUCGAGAAGCUGCGGGAGAGGACGGACCAGAACGCCUCGGACGAGGACAUCCUGAAGGAGCUGCAGGACAACGCCCAGUGCCAGCCCAGCGGCGAGGCCGGCCUGUCGGGCGGCGGCGUGGUGGAGUACAUCCCCAAUGCCGAGCGGCCCUACCGCUGCCGCCUCUGCCACUACGCAAGCGGGAACAAGGGCUACAUCAAGCAGCACCUGCGGGUGCACCGGCAGCGGCAGCCCUACCAGUGUCCCAUCUGUGAGCACGUGGCCGACAGCAGCAAGGAGCUGGAGAGCCACAUGAUCCACCACUGCAAGGCCCGGCUGUACCAGUGCAAGCGCUGCGCCGAGGCCUUCCACUAUAAGAGUCAGCUGAGGAGCCACGAGAGAGAGCAGCACAGCCUUCCAGACCCCCUGUCAGUGGCGGCUUCUGCUGAGCCCAGGGUCCCCAGGGACACCGCCGAGGCCAAGUGCGCCCAGGAAGGUAGGUGUGCAUCCCACACGGCCGCACGACUCGCACACCAGAGAAUAAGUCUUCAGUCCAGAAACAGUACAGAUGCGACGUGUGUGAUUACACAAGUACAACAUAUGUUGGUGUCAGAAACCACAGACGGACACACAACUCGGACAAGCCGUACAGACGUGGUUCCCUCCCACUCCAGGUGCUCUCUGUGUGGCUACGUGUGCAGCCACCCGCCUUCUCUGAAGUCGCACAUGUGGAAGCACGCCAGCGACCGCAACUACAACUACGAGCAGGUGAACAAGGCCAUCAACGACGCCAUCUCCCAGAGCAGCAGGGUCCUAGGGAAAUCCCCUGGAAAGAAUCAGGUAAACAGCAGUGAAGAAGGAGCCGACCCCCCCACUGGGGGUGUGGACACCGUGCUGUCGUCCUCGGAGCCGGCUCCUCAGGCUCCCCAGGCUCCCGCCGAGCGCGAGAAACUGAGCCCCGCAAGCAACUCCUCGUGUCGCUCCGACAAGAGCCCCGGGGCGGCCCCCCCGGGAAUGGAGUACUGCGUCUUACUCUUCUGCUGCUGUAUCUGUGGCUUCGAAUCCACCAGCAAAGAAAACCUGUUGGAUCACAUGAAGGAGCACGAGGGUGAGAUUGUCAACAUCAUCCUGAACAAGGAGUCCGGCGCAGCUCUCAACACGAGCUAGACGCCGCGGGCCUGUGUCUCGCCGCCUCAGACGCCCGGCAGACACACGGGGGACUGACAGGUGUGACUGGAAUUCCAAAUGGAUGAACAGCAAUAAUAUUUAAGUAUUCUGAGCAAGGGGAAAUGGGUUGGAGAGGAAGCAAAGACGUGACCCUGUAUUAACCCUCUGUUACCUCUUGUUAGUGUUGAGUGUAUUUAUUACUAAAAGCUAGAAAUGCAAACAGAAGAGCUAAGAAAGGGUUUUUCAGGAACUGUCCUAAAACUAUUGCUAUAAAAGCGACACAGUCUCAAGCAGGGCUUGGUUUUCUUCCUUUGCAGAGAGACUCAGCAUUCUACCUGAGCCUUCCAACGGAGAGGAAGUGUCAGAUACUCGGUCUCAGAUAUGUUGCUUUACUCCUUCAAAAAAAGGAAAGAAAGCAGACCUCUGAAUCAACACCUAGAUUGUAAAUAGGCAUUUAAGGAGUAAAUGUCUUAAAUUUACAGGGUUUCCUGUGGGCACCAGACUUGGCCAGACCUUAAGGUUGCUAACACUGUCUCAGCGCAGGGCAGGUGCUCCCCAGAGGUUCCGUUUGGGAUCUGACAGGUCACCACAGGGUCUCGGCAAUUACACAGCCGUCUGCCCCUCUUCCAAACCAGUCCGAGCGUUUAGCUGGAAGAGUCUGUUAAAACAACAAAGUAUAAGAUUUGCACUUGAUCAUCAGACCUUGGAAGUAGUUUGAUCUCUUUUUUUUUUUUUUUAAUAGUUUGAUCUCUUAAAAGUCAUUUGGGGGAAGAAGGGUGAGAUCCAGAAUCUGUUCAAAUGAGGGCUUUGAGGUUUUACUUCCCUUGAGUUCAUUGAUUUAGUUACACUUAGCACGAGGGAGGUAACCACAUGUGACUAAAAUAUGAAAAUUCAGGUUGUUUAUAAAGCUUUUAAUAACAAAUAACAUUUGGCAAGUCUUUAGGGUUUCUCCUUUUUAGGAAAUUCCUCCGUCGGCUUUUGCUUUGGAGCACGCCGUAAAAUAGAUGUGACUUCUCAUUUUUUACACGUUUUGUAUUAAUGCGUUCUCCAGAGUCGAGAGGACAGGGUGUGUUGUGUUUGCAUUGGUAGUUUGGUCAUUUACUUACGCCUUGUUUUGUUGAAGGAAACUGUGCCCACAGUCUGAGGCGGGACCAUGCGGGCCGCCUCCUGGUGCUUUUCCUGACGGCUCCUGCCCCGGAGCCGAUCAGUGGGGAAGACAGGGUUCGAAUAUGAUGCUCUAGGAACACGUUUUAGGAAAGAAUGCUCUUCCCAAAGUCCAGGUGUGACCUGGACCCGUUCCCGUCUCUAAGGUAGCAUUAGGAACGAUUUAAGGGGCCAGGCAUCAUUUCACUUUCAUGAUGAUGUGAACACACAGAAUGGAUCAUAACUGCAGCAUUUCAGUUUAGGUAGCUCUAAGUUAUUUAUGAAAGUUACUCCAUUCCUGGUAUGUGGAUUUUACAAAGGUAAAACAAGUUCACAUAUCGUAAAUUAUAUUCCCCAAGUCCACUGCCUGUGGAUUUGUGUUCAUUUCCUCCUGUUUUCAGAAUUAAAACCAUUUCAUUUCAAAUUCAAAUAAAAUAUUUUAAAUAGUUCUAUUAUUAUCACUUAUAUUCUUACCCCUCAGUCCACUCCUUCAUUGCCUGUAGCUAUGACCCGGUAUUUCUUUACAAAAAACUGAUUCUGAAAAUUAACAACCUUCAAAGGAUUUUGUUUUAUAAAUUUUCCGUGGCUUUAAUUUUAUGUAAUCGUUUGGAAAAUACGAAUAACCAAAAAAAUCCCAACAAUUUCAACAGUGAAAUUUUGAACUAUCUUUCUUCAUUUCCUUAAACCACUUCCAUUGAUCGUUACUUAAAUUUUUCACUUGGAAUCAUGGAUUUAAAGUAUCCCUAGCUCAUGGGAUAAAAACUAGCCCAGAAGUUCAAAGUCUUUUACUGUUCAUCUGGCCUAGACAAUCCUCAAAAGCUCUCUCCUGGCCUGUAGGGGGAACCUCUUACCCAAGGCAUUCUCCUUCCCGGUUUGUGGCCAGCCUUAAAUAUCUCUCCCAAAGACAACUGAGUAUUUCUAAAGACUAAACAUGCAGUAGUGAUUGAGGAAGCAACCAGCAGGAGUCCCCUUUCUAGAAGUAACAUUUUAUUCACGGGCUCUGACCUGUUGCCAUACAGAACCUUUUGUUCUCCACUCUGAGCACUUGAUAAUUCUUAGAGUUGAUAGGGAAAAUAGUUUUUCAAAUAAACUUACUGGAUAAAGCAGAGGUGGUGGGCGGGGGGGGAAGGUGAUACAUGUGCCCAGGAUAAGGAACACUGUUCAGGGCUCCAUGUUUCCUCCCUCUCUCAUAAUCCAGAACACACUGGCCAGGCUCUGAAGUGCCAGCACUCCGGCAAUCGGGAGGCACCAUGUGGUGGUGACACUUGUACCACCUUCGCCCAGGUCUUCCGUCCUGUUGGAGGUGGCCGUCGGUGGCUGGGUGUUGUUUCUCUUUCCUCACGGAGCAGGGGGCAUCCACGUUUACAUUCUAUUUCCUGCAGUGUACGAGGCUUGUCAGAGACAGCAGACUGCCCUGGCGAGACUCAGUAUAUUUUCAGUUUUCAUAAUCACUUAUUUAACCUUUUUUUUUUUUAUUGUACAGCAAGGUGCUCUAAGUCAUAGUCUAUAAAGUAUAUUUAAUAGGAACUUGAGUUUGCUAUUCAAGGACAUGAAGACAUGUAUUUUUUUAAGAAAUGAGUAUUGUGUAACAC
This is a messenger RNA of Pipistrellus kuhlii (Kuhl's pipistrelle), 6015 nucleotides long. RefSeq names its product zinc finger protein 507 (gene ZNF507). The transcript is spliced from 6 exons. The record is from RefSeq and is a predicted model, not a curated record. Gene Ontology annotation, molecular function: RNA polymerase II transcription regulatory region sequence-specific DNA binding; DNA-binding transcription factor activity, RNA polymerase II-specific. Lineage: Eukaryota; Metazoa; Chordata; Mammalia; Chiroptera; Vespertilionidae. Gene Ontology annotation, cellular component: nucleus. Gene Ontology annotation, biological process: regulation of transcription by RNA polymerase II. Bases 365 to 3280 code for a protein of 971 amino acids.